GAUUGGCAGUUCCGCUCAAAAUGCUAAUUAACGUGCCAUAUCAGCAUUUUCGCGAUGCUUUGCAUACCAGUAGAGCUUACCUUAUUGGAGGCAACAGACAAACAGGAGAGUGGGUACCCGUCUAGUAAUGGAGAGGAUCAGCGUGGAAGGGGAAGAGAAGUGUGUACAUUUGUUGCAGCAGCGAAGGCAAAGCGAGCUCGUGUUCGAACUUCGACGUUUGCGACUGCAGGAGAAGCCCGUUACGACAUGCGAUCAGAAGUACGAGCUGGAGGCGAUGCUGAACCGGUGUCAAGUCGAGCGAGAGCGAACUCCAACAGCAGAUCACAGGGAAAUUUCUCUAGCCAAGCGACCGGAAGCGAUUAUGGUGGAGAUCCAAGGUCUGGUAGAGCAGAGGCCUGUCUCAACUAUUCUUGCCAGUCAGGAGUCCAGGCGUAAUCUGGAGGAGGCGGUAGAGAGUGCACGUGCACGUGCACGUACACCAUUUGGAGGGACACGCCCUGUCAAUGGUCUAGGGAGUCAUAUUCCUCAUAGCUCCAGGAGAAAUUCUCUUCCUGUGGCCAGUUGGAGAGCACUCAGUAAUGACGCACAGACGGUAUCCGCACCAACAGGAAUUCAUGAUCAUUCGAAUGACCGACAGGAUAGAGAGCAAUGGAGGCACUGGAAUAUGAACGAGAUGCAAAGCGACACCCUCACAACCGAAAUUAGAGAUUUAAUUCAACAACAUGUUGUCACGUUGACCUUGGAGUCUGAGUUUAGAGGUGAGUUAGAGUUGCAUGUGCAAGAUCGACUGCAACGCUCUGGAGGAAAUGGAGAAGACGUGCAGAGAUUUAUUCGAUCUCUAGGUCAAAGUGAGAGGAGACCAACCUUGCACCGUCUGCAUCCAGCAGGUGCUGAGCACGAGUUGUCGAGAGAAAUUCGUCUAAUGAAGACAGAAAUGCAAGAGCUCAAACGCAUGGUACGCCUAAGCUUCGAACUGCAGCUCGAUGUUCAACGAGCAAUUCGGCAAGAAGUUGCUGCAAUCGUCAAUGUGGGUCUCAACGGUCACUCUACCGAUACACCCACAACCACCAUCUUUCGAUCUGCAACGGUAGCAAGUGCAGGUCCCUGUGUUAUCUGCUCGGACCAUGUCGUCGAUACCCUGCUAUACAAAUGCGGUCACAUGUGUGUCUGCUACAGGUGCGCGAUGGAACUGAAAUCGCAGCAGCACAACUGCCCAUUCUGCCGAGCACCCAUCGACGAUGUUGUUAGAGCCUAUCAGUGUCAGUGAUAUCCAUUCUUUCGCUUGUUUGGAUAAGUUUGUACAUAGUAAGACGAUAUCUGCCUAUGUAGUUCUUUAAUGGUCUCUAGCUAAGUGAUGUUUCUUGAGGUGAAUGAAACCAUGGUUACCCAC
Messenger RNA from Corticium candelabrum, 1390 nucleotides. RefSeq lists its product as uncharacterized. NCBI's taxonomy places the organism in Eukaryota, Metazoa, Porifera, Homoscleromorpha, Homosclerophorida, Plakinidae. The record is from RefSeq and is a predicted model, not a curated record. The transcript is spliced from 3 exons. The coding region runs from base 128 to 1267 and encodes 379 amino acids.